UAGUAUUUGUGCGCCGCUGACUUUGUAACGUUCGGAAAAACUCCAAGCUGAAACUUGUAACAAUUUGGUGUGUUGAGCAAGUGCAAAAAUUUCGCAAGAACAAACAUAAUUACUGAGUUUGGGUAAUAAAUAAUUGCGUCGAGUUGUUGAAGUGUAUUGUGAAAGUGUACGAACUAUAUAAGGAAUUGGCAGUCAGUGGAUUAAGUAUUGUAAAAUCUUUAUAAUGGGAUCUAUACCGAAAUUAUCAAUUGUGAAAGGUCAACAACAGGACAUUACACCRCGUCCAUUGCAUCGCAUUCUCGAAGCCAAUUUGCUGCAUUACUCACACAAGAGCGCGCUAAUAACACACAACAACGGCGAAUCCAUUGCCUCAGAGUCCACACAGUGCACCUACAAGCAGUUAAAUCAGCGCGCCAAUCAAUGUGCACGUCUGCUAGUAGCUGAUAUUAAACGUAAUUGCCUGCAGCCUAACAACGAUGGUGAUUACAUUGUGGCGGUAUGCAUGGAGCCGUCCGAUGUGCUUGUCAAUACACUUCUCUCGAUUUGGAAAGCCGGUGCUGCUUAUCUACCAAUAGAUCCGACAUUUCCGAACAAUCGCAUACAACACAUAUUGCAGGAAUCACGUCCCGUUAUAGUGAUAUGCGAUGACAAUAUCGACCGUCAACGCUUUAACGGUACACCGACCAUCAGCAGCUCKGAGCUUUUCCAUCGUUCGGCCGAAUUGAGUAACGCUAAUUUGAUGCCGGCCGAGAUGCUGACCGAUGGUACUAAUAACUUGGCAAUUGUGCUUUACACAUCGGGCAGCACUGGCGUACCMAAGGGUGUGCGUCUACCACACGAGAUAAUCUUGAACCGCUUGCAAUGGCAAUGGCAUACAUUUCCCUAURCGCCGACUGAGUCCGUGUGCGUUUUCAAGACCGCACUCACCUUUGUUGAUUCGAUAUCGGAAUUAUGGGGACCGCUUCUGUGUGGUCUUUCUAUUUUGGUUGUUCCAAAAUCGAUWACUAAAGAUCCGGAGCGUUUGGUUAAUUUGCUGGAGAAAUACAAAAUACGUCGUUUAGUUUUGGUGCCGACACUUUUACGUUCGAUUUUGAUGUUUUUGAAGUUGAAUGAUGACAAUACUAAAUGCCAAAUGUUGCAGCGCGAUCGUCUACUGUAUAAUUUGAAGAUUUGGGUUUGUUCCGGUGAACCAUUACCGGUAGCUUUGGCUAUGAGUUUCUUCGACUAUUUUUCCGAAGGCAUACAUACGCUAUACAAUUUUUAUGGAUCGACCGAAGUGAUGGGCGAUGUCACUUAUUUUGCUUGUGAAAGCAAGAAGCAAUUAAGCUACUUCGAUCAUGUGCCGAUUGGUAUUCCACUUUCAAACACUGUGAUAUAUUUACUUGACGGUGAUUUUCGACCAGUYAAACAAGGAGAAAUUGGCGAAAUUUUCGUUUCGGGUCUAAAUCUAGCCGAAGGUUAUGUAAACGGUAGAGAUCCAGAAAAGUUCGUGGAAAACCCCUUGGCUGUGGAAUUAAAGUACUCACGCCUCUAUCGCACCGGUGAUUACGGCUCUUUACGUAACGGCAAUGUAAUGUACGAAGGACGCACUGACUCGCAAAUAAAAAUUCGUGGUCAUCGUGUUGAUCUUGCCGAAGUUGAGAAGAACGUUUCAGAAUUACCAUUCGUCGAUAAAGCGAUCGUAUUGUGCUAUCAUGCUGGMAAAAUUGAUCAAGCAAUUCUGGCUUUCGUAAAAUUACGCGACGAUUCACCACUACUGAGCGAAAUGCAAAUUGAAGCGAAAUUGAGGGACAAACUUGCUGAGUAUAUGACACCACAAGUGGUUCUAAUCGACAAGGUGCCCUACCUUGUCAACGGUAAAGUAGAUCGGCAGGCACUACUAAAAACUUACGAGACGGCAAAUAAUAACGAAGGUGACUCCAGCAUUGUACUGGACUACGACUAUACGCACGUGCCCGAAGAUAUCGAGCAUAUAGCCAGAGAUCUUUUUGAGACUGUGGGUGGUGUGAUUGGGCGCUCAACACGCACUACUCUAUCGCUCCACAGCAACUUUUAUGCGUUGGGCGGAAACUCAUUGAAUUCCAUUUAUACAGUUACGUUGCUGCGUGAGAAGGGCUACAAUGUUGGCAUAUCCGAAUUUAUUGCGGCUAAAGAUUUGGGUGAAAUAUUGGAGAAAAUGGUACAUAACCGUAAUUCGAAUGCAAUGAUCGAGGACUGGUCGAAUGCUGCACCACAUCUCAACAUGAUCGCUGAACCGCUUAGCCAUGCGCAUAAGCAAGACGUAAUUGAAAUCAUCGUUGACAGCUUCUAUGGUAAGGCGGAUCUGGAGCAAUGGCUAAAACCUGACAUUUUUCCAAAUGAUUACAGUGAUCUAAUCAAUGAUAUAUGGGAUGCUUUGGUAGAAAAGAACCUAAGUUUGGUGGUACGUGAUAAGCGCACGGAUCGUAUAAUUGGUACGGCAUUGAAUUUCGAUGCACGCGCUGAGCCAGACGUUGAAGUGAAAUCGAAAUUGAUUAUCGUUUUUGAGUUUUUGGAAUUCGUUGAAGGUCCUAUACGGGACAAUCAACUGCCGAAAGGACCCAACCAAAUACUGCACUCAUUCAUGAUGGGCACCAGCUCCGAUUUAAAUCCACAAGAGAAUAUUGCCUGCAUGCAUUUCAUGGAAAAUGAAGUGCUGCGCGUUGCUAGAGAGAAGCACUUCGCUGGCAUUUUAACAACCAAUACGAGUCCCUUAACGCAGCAAUUGGGCAACGAUGUCUAUCAGUACAAAACAUUGCUGGACUACCAGGUCAAUCAAUAUGURUACAACGAUGGCACURUACCCUUUGGCAAAGCGCCCGAUUCGCAACGUGCCAUUGUCCAUUGGCGCGAAGUGACUGACUGAGGUGURGCGUAGCGCAUCAUCGUUAUCAUAUUUAUACAUUUUGUUAGUGAUUUUCCAUAAUUUCUUGAUUUCAAGCAUUAGUAUUUACGCUKCGACGUUCUAUCAAACGACUACUUGCGUUAAAAUUGAGCUUURUGUAGUUAAUUUCGAGAAUUUUGGUGGCUCCGCAACGCACACUGGAAGUCACCUUUUGUUCUCUCACCUCAUUUGUUGAUAUGGAAAUCAAGUUUAGCAUUAAGCAAUUGAAUAUCAGUGCGCGUUUUCAUAAUUUUACAUAGUAUUAUUUUAUUUGUUACAUAAAUAUGUUAUUUUACACAUACAUACCAUUAUUAUAGUUCGCAACUCUCAUGGAAUGGAGUUUUCAUCUUGCAUGUACCUGUUGAAUAAAAAAUAAAUCAUCCAUAUUUAUAUAUU
Bactrocera latifrons is the source of this 3298-nucleotide messenger RNA. RefSeq names its product mycosubtilin synthase subunit C (gene e). The record is from RefSeq and is a predicted model, not a curated record. The coding region runs from base 224 to 2884 and encodes 886 amino acids. NCBI's taxonomy places the organism in Eukaryota, Metazoa, Arthropoda, Insecta, Diptera, Tephritidae. The transcript is spliced from 8 exons.